Ceratina calcarata is the source of this 2385-nucleotide messenger RNA. Its product is annotated as cytoplasmic dynein 1 intermediate chain-like. The coding region runs from base 684 to 2156 and encodes 490 amino acids. The transcript is spliced from 7 exons. Gene Ontology annotation, cellular component: cytoplasmic dynein complex. The record is from RefSeq and is a predicted model, not a curated record. Gene Ontology annotation, molecular function: dynein light chain binding; dynein heavy chain binding. Gene Ontology annotation, biological process: transport along microtubule. Lineage: Eukaryota; Metazoa; Arthropoda; Insecta; Hymenoptera; Apidae.
UUCCCUUGGAUAAAUCGUGAUCAGACCGAUAGACGAAUAAAAACUAUUAAGAUAUCUGUAAUUGAGUUAAAAACCUAAGGGGAUCAUAGCUCGAUAGAAUAUUUACACGUAAAUUAAUAUAAAAUUGUAGACCUACAUGGUUCGUGAAAAAUUUACCGAUCCCUUUAGAGAACAAAAUCUCGUUAUCGAACGUAACAACGUUAAUAGGGUAUAUACUCUGUUUGCAUGUUUUAUAGACGUAUUUAUUAUAAUUAAUAUUACCAUUUUCGAUUCGAUAUUACUAUUUCAAUCUUUCUAGCUAAUUGUUGAUGUAUCUUGCAUGAAAAUGGAUAAGGAUCCACGAAUAGAUAUUGCCAUAGGUACAAGUGCGAUCAUUUUCGAUCAAAGUCCUGUUCAUUUUCAGAUGACUCAAUAGUAUUCAGUAGUAGUAUAUGUACAGUUUGCGUGCUACUUUUAGAAGUAAUUAGCCAUUUUUAUUUGACCGAUUAAAAAUUGUUUUGGCAUACAUCAAUAAUUUUCUACGAGAGACGUGAAAUUUAGAAACAAAAACAGAAUUAACAUGAUGAAACACGUGAUUGACUGAGAUUUUCUUUUCCCUCCUUCAAGACGAGUACAAUCUAAAUCCUGGUUUAGAAUGGGAGGACGAAUUCACAGCCGAAGAUGAAGAAAACAGCCUCCCACACAUGGACGGUUUCCAAAGCAAGCUUCCACCCGGAAUCCUUCCUCACGGUUUACCGCAAGUCAAGGAAGUGCAACCAGCAGUCACGCAAGUCGAACAGGAAAAGGAAAAAGAAAAACCUGUAGAAGUACGAGAACUCAGCGAAGAAGAGAAACAAAUGAUAAUACUUUCCGAGGACUUCCAACGAUUCCUCGAUCGUGCCAGUAGAAUUUUGGAAAGGGCACUAGGAGAAUCCGUUAACAUUUAUACCGAUUACACCGGUUCUAUGGACGGCGAGGACGGAAUGGAUGAGAAGAGUCAUCAACGUUUAUACGUGAACCGAUGGUUCUUCGAUGAACGAUGGUCUCGCAAUCGUUGCGUGACAUCGAUGGACUGGUCGCCUCAGUUCCCAGAGCUCCUCGUAGCCUCGUACAACAAUAACGACGACACUCCUAAUGAUCCGGACGGAGUAUGUUUGGUGUGGAAUACAAAAUUUAAGAAGACAACACCAGAAUUCAUUUUCCACUGUCAAUCUCCGGUCAUGUCGACCACGUUCGCGAGAUUUCAUCCGAAUUUAAUCUUGGGCGGUACUUAUUCAGGGCAGAUCGUGCUCUGGGACAAUCGAAUCCAAAAGAGGACUCCAAUCCAGCGUACUCCGUUAUCAGCAAGCGCGCACACACAUCCUGUGUACUGUCUAAACGUUGUCGGGGCACAAAACGCGCACAAUUUGAUAAGUAUAUCGACCGACGGGAAAUUGUGCUCCUGGAGUUUAGAGAUGUUGUCACAACCGCAGGAGACAUUAGAGCUGCACAUUAAACAGUCGAAACCGAUUGCCGCCACCUGCUUGGCAUUCCCUCACGGGGACGUUAAUAACUUUGUCGUCGGCAGCGAAGAAGGGAACGUUUACUCCGCUUGUCGUCAUGGUACGAAGACCGGAGUGCUGGAAACAUACGAAGGCCAUCAAGGCCCGGUCACUGGUAUUAGCACGCAUGCUGUACAGGGCGGAAUAGAUUUCUCGCACCUAUUUUUAACUUCGUCCAUCGAUUGGACAAUCAAGCUGUGGAGCCUUAAAGAGAGCAAACCAUUAUACUCUUUCGAGCACAACGGCGAUUACAUUUACGACGUCGCGUGGUCGCCGACCCAUCCGGCUCUCUUCGCUGCCGUCGACGAUUCAGGACGGCUCGAUCUAUGGAAUCUUAAUCAGGACACAGAAGUGCCUAUGGCUAGUGUAACGAUCAAGGGCAACCCGGCACUCAACAGAGUGUCUUGGACGCCGAGCGGUUUACACGUGACCGUCGGCGACGACACAGGCAAGAUAUGGGUGUACGAUGUUGCCGAGCACUUGGCGCAUCCGAGAAUUGACGAAUGGAACAAAUUCUUGUACACCCAACAAGAGCUAAAGCACAACAAAGCAGACGAAGAAAUGCAUAAGCUUAAUCUGAGGCAGCCUACUUCCCUGACUUCUAUACCUCCGAUGUUAGCUCAGAUAAAGGUAUAACAUAUUAUUUAAAAAUUAUUACUAAAGUCGGCUUGAAUACCUUAAUGUUUCAAAUCAAAUGAAUCUAAGAUGUCUAUAAUUAUUUAAAAAAAAAAAAAAAAGAAAAAAAGGAAAAAGAAACUAAGUAACAGUGUAUUGCACUAACUAUAAUUUAUAGUGUAAUGUACUCAUAAGUAUUUAUAGAACGCCUUUAACGUGUAUAAAAAUGAUUAAACAGCAGAAUAAUGUA